Molecule: messenger RNA, 1679 nt
Organism: Cucumis melo (muskmelon)
Lineage: Eukaryota; Viridiplantae; Streptophyta; Magnoliopsida; Cucurbitales; Cucurbitaceae
Product: UPF0481 protein At3g47200-like
Exons: 2
Coding region: 186-1571 (461 amino acids)
Source: RefSeq, a predicted model, not a curated record
AAACUUUUUAAUUCAGUUUCUUCCACUUCAAUGACUUUCCAGUUUUUCUUUCCUUAAACUCUCUCUUCCUUUCUUCCCUCAUUUUCGUUUACUACCCACCCAACCAAACCACAUCUUCUUCUAUCAAUUUAAACACAAAUUAAAGGGAAACUUGAAAAGCAAAUGACAUAACUUGUAGUCGUGGUAUGGCAGAAAUUAGCGAGGUAGAUGAUCAAAAGCUUUGUGGUAAUGUUGUGAUAUGUAUUGGAAAAAUGUUAAAACAACUACCUCAAGUUAAUGCAGAAUGUAGCAUCUAUCAAGUUUCCAAAGAGCUACUCGAGAUUAAUCGUAAAGCCUAUAUCCCUCAACUCAUUUCCAUUGGCCCCAUUCAUCAUGGUACUAACAAUGAUUUGGUAGCCAAUCAACAAUAUAAGCUUCAAGGGUUUAUUAACUUUCUACGUCGUAUAAAUAUUAAUAACAAGCAGAUUCUAUCAAUGGAGGACAUCUUACAAACGGGAACAUUGAACACCCUUGUAGAAAAAGCUCAUCAUUGGGUGGAAGAAGCACGCAAUUGCUAUACAUCACCACCCAUUAACACGAUAGAUAUGGAUGCAUUUGUUAUAAUGAUGCUUGUGGAUGCUUGUUUCAUAGUCGAGUUUCUUAUACUCAAAUUUGAUUACGACCAUCCAAAUGGUAAGUUCUUACAAAUUCAGGACAAUAUAGAUAUUUCAUUCUACCAAGGAAUGGACUUGCAUAUACUUUAUGACUUGAUAAAGUUGGAAAAUCAAGUUCCUUUCUUCCUUCUACAAUAUUUGUUUGACCUGAUACCAAAACAUGAUAUCUCCAUGAUGAUUUCCUCCUUUAGAGAUCUUACACUUAGGGCUCUUAAGUUUCGGUUGGUACGUACAUACGAGAUUAAUUUGUUCAAAGAGCCAAAACACUUUGUUGAUUUAUUAACUUUCUACUUCGUUCCUUCGGCCGGCCAGAAGGUUAACAAUCAACAUGGAAUAUUCAAAAGUACUAUUGAGGAAAAAAAUAGGUGGAUUCCCCCAUCUAUAACUGAGCUUCGUGAGGCUGGUGUGACCAUCAAGAAAGCCGAAAAAGCCAAACAUUUGACAGAUAUAACCUUCAAAAAUGGGGUUUUGAGAAUCCCACCUUUACAUAUUUAUGAUGAAUUUGAACUUGUGUUGCGAAACAUGGUCGCAUUUGAGCAAAUCUCUGCAAGAAAAAUGAACAAGUAUGUAAUCCAAUAUGUAUUAUUUAUGGAUGAUUUGAUAAGUACAGAGAAAGAUGUACGUUUACUUGUGGAGGCUGGAGUCAUAAUCAACCAAAUUGGUGGCAGUGAUAAAGAAGUUGCUGAUCUAUUUAACAACUUUUGUAAAUUUAUCACAGCUCCCAAAUCUUCCAACUUUGACUCUAUCAUCAAAGAUUUGUGUGAACAUUGCAAUGGAAGGUGGAACAGGGCCAAAGCUUCACUAAAACAUAACUAUUUCAAUACGCCAUGGGCAUUUAUCUCCUUCUUUGCUGCAACCUUGCUCAUUCUUCUCACCCUUCUUCAAACCAUUUUCACCGCUAUCACCACAUUUACUUAGCUACCUACUCAAACCUAUCCUUGCAUUUAUGUUAUAUUGUAUUUGUAUGUUCUAAUUUCCAUUUUACUUACUUCUUUUGAAUAAACAUUCUAUAUGAUAUAUGACUUA